Messenger RNA from Megalopta genalis, 2866 nucleotides. RefSeq names its product growth arrest-specific protein 2. Gene Ontology annotation, molecular function: microtubule binding; actin filament binding; cytoskeletal adaptor activity. Gene Ontology annotation, cellular component: actin filament. The record is from RefSeq and is a predicted model, not a curated record. Gene Ontology annotation, biological process: actin crosslink formation. NCBI's taxonomy places the organism in Eukaryota, Metazoa, Arthropoda, Insecta, Hymenoptera, Halictidae.
CCGGCACCGAAGGGCUGCAGUUGCGAUCGGAUGAUCGACGAGUGCGCGUCUCUGCCUUGCGCGCGCCGCCCAGCAUGCCCAGUGCCGGAUUCUCGUGAGUCGUGAAUCGUGCGAACCGUGAGGUCGAACCGAGGCGUUCGUGUCGACUCGUCGUGGCUCGCUUCCGGACCAGGAUCGAGAGAUGUUCACGGGGAUUCGACAGGCUCACGUAAUCGCCAGACGCGCUGCACCGCACUGCGUCGCUGGUACUCCACAGUAGUCCGAAAGCCGAGGAAUCCGGUGGUGCAUCUAAAUAGGGAGGACACUGGUGGUUGAAGAGGGACCGAACGCGCCGAACGGGCGAAGACGAACGGGGGGGAGACCGGUGCAGGCCACCGGUGCGGGACGCUCUCGAGCCCUUCUUGCCUCCAGGAUGUCGUACGCCAACCGAUUCCCGGCUUCCCAGCAUACUCGGUACCGCAGCAGCUGGGGGCCAACCUCGACGACUGUGUUCAAUCGCGCGGACGUGCCGAGGCCCUCGCCGGAAGAGGAAGAGUUCGCCGAGUUUUAUCACGAGCGUCUCCACUCGGCCCAGAGCAGACAGUUGCUGCCGCUGCAGGAGGACCUCGCCGAUUGGAUCAAUAAAACGUUGAACUCGGAGUAUGUGACCGGCGACAACUUCUUCGACGCGCUUGACAAUGGGGUGGUUGUCUGUCGAUUGGCGAGAGUCAUCCAGGAGAAAGCGAGGGUGGCGAUCGAUGCCGGGAGAGCCAAAGGGCCGAUACCGUUGAUAAGGGGCCGAUGCUGGGAGAACGCAGCGAGACGGAGUUUCUUCUCCCGCGACAACAUGGAGAAUUUCAUUCAAUUCUGCCGGCGUCUGGGCGUUCACGAGAACCUUUUGUUCGAGAGCGACGAUCUCGUUCUCCACGGCCAGCCACGGAACGUCGUGCUGUGCCUGCUGGAGGUGGCUCGAUUGGCUUCGAUCUACUCCGUGGAGCCACCGGGGCUCGUGCAGCUCGAGAGGGAAAUCGCCGCUGAACAAGAGAGGGAUCUUCACUGUUUGUCCGAUAGCGGUAUAUCUCACAGCAGCCUCGUCUCUUGGCAAUUCCAAUCACCGUCCCCGACCGCGACGCCGAGACCACCAGCCGAGAAGAUAAAACACAGCAGCUCGGCGUCGGAGGUGACCUCGUCAGCGACAAGAUGGCUGGACACAACGACGGGUGCCACCCACGAGCCCGAGAUGCGGCGGUCGGUUAGCGAUAAUGGACCACAGGGCAGCGAUGGCGUGCCCAGCGAUACCACGGAAGACGAUUGGUCGCGUGGAAGCGCCGAAGACCCGGACGAGGUUCCAUCACCGUCGAGUUCACCUUUGCCCUCGCCAGCCGAGCCGCCGGAACACACCGGGCCCAUAACGGAACUCGAUCGCAAGGUGAGACGGGCAACGGAGGCCGUUCAGAGACUCUGCCAGUGUCCCUCGGAGAAGUGCUCGAAGCUGAAGGUGCGCAAAGUUGGCGAAGGCCGAUACCAUAUCGCCGGACGGAACGUCUUCAUCAGGCUGCUGAAGGGUAGACACAUGAUGGUCCGAGUGGGCGGCGGCUGGGACACCUUGGAGCAUUUCUUGGCGAGGCAUGAUCCCUGUCAGGUGAGGACCCUCAACCGCGAGAGCACGCCGCCUUCACCCCACGGCAACAAGCACACCGCCAACUUUCUUCCCAUUCGCGCCAAGUAUCGCAGCCCCCCGACGGAAUUCGUCUCGGCCCGCUAGCCUAAAAGCACAGUGCCUGUUACAAGUCCACGCUACUUCACGUUCAUGCUGCUGUUAGUCUGUUACGUACAAGUAGAGUACACACACACACACAUACACGACUCGUCGACAGGGUGGCGGCCGCGUGUCGCGAGGCACACCGGCGCGGUUCCCUUUUCCCGUUCGCGGCCGCGAGAGGUGACUGAACCGUGACGAGAGUUUUAGGGGAACCAGGCUGAUAGAGAGGAUAAACGGCGCCGCGCGCCGGCUAGAGCGCGGAGCACGAUCGAUGCGCCCUGAGUCAUGGUCGCCGGGCCCCAAAACGGCGACUUGUUCCUUCUUUCCAACCGCUGUCGGGCGCGUUGACGAUGUCGAGGGACUCGCGGCCGCUUUGUCCGGCUAUCAGCAAGGGUCCCGUAUCGAACGCGUGUCCCUCGCGGCACGCCUCCGCUGUCUCACCAAUAAUUACAUGUCUUCUAUUCUAUCGCGAUAUUACAUGCACACUGGUAACGCCGUGCACCUAUCUUUUAGACGGAUAAGUUAUACCAGGGGAUGGCACUAUUUUUUCUUACAUGUCAUGUAACAACGGCUAGGGAGCACUAAUCAUUGUAACGUACGUCCUUUGCAAGCGUGUUAAUAUGCCAUCUUCUUGCGCGAAGGCCCGAGCCGGAGGCCAACGGAGCUUCCGCUCGCGGGCCGUUUUACCUCUUACUCUACUAUAUUUCUCUUCUUCUAUCGAUUCAAUCUCGACGAAUGUACGCGCAUUUACAUUUAAUCGUUUCCAUUGUAUAUGCUAUCGAGGCACGCGUUGCGUUCGCACAGGAUGCGCGAAUAGGGCGAGCCGGCUUAAGUGCUACCGUUUCGGUACCGUUGACAAUUGCUUCCGACGAGAUCGACGAAGCGUUCGGACCUCUUCGGAGAACUCUCUUCUGCUGUGCGCGCCUCUCUCGAAACACCUCUAAGGUCGCCUUCGGUAUUUUAAACGCAGAAAGUUAGAAAAUCGAAGGUGAUCCGCGGCACCCCGAAGAGCUUCCCCCCGCCGGCGCCCGUCCGCGCGUGCGAACGCAGCCUGCAUAUUUAUUUGUACUUCUACAUCGUUAAUCGAUCGCGUAAUAAAAGUACAAGACUAUUUUUUGUACGAUA